AUGGCAGCCAUCACUGACCGCGCGGACCCAAGUCUGCAGUACACUCUGCCCUUCCAACUUACCAAGAAGAUCUACCGGGAGGUGUAUGAUAAGAUAUCACCACAAAACCCGGACAACUCUGUCAAGGGCAAGAUCAUCCUGAUCACGGGAGGAGGGACCGGAAUAGGAGCUGCAGCGGCCAAAAUCUGGCUCCAAGCAGGAGCCGAGGGCGUGGUCAUAGUCGGACGCAGAAAGAAUGUCCUCGACGAGACCGCAGACGCCCUUGGUAGGCAGAUCUCGGGAGCGGCGAAAUCCAAAGUCCUCACCAUCUCGGCCGACAUUUCCCGCGACGAAGACACGGACAAGAUGUACAAAGAGACCAUUGACCGUUUCGGUCGCUUGCCCGAUGUCGUGCUCGCCAAUGCAGGAUGGGUGUCUCCUAUAGUGCUGUCCAACGAAGAAAAAGUUUCGACAUGGUGGAGUGUCUAUGAGGUCAACGUUCUCGGCCUACACAACACCGUGAGAAGCUAUAUCAACAGCCAACCCGACCCCAAGAACCCUACCGGUACCGUGAUCAACGUCAACUCGGGUCUUGCAGGGGUGACCGUGCCGGGCAACUCGGCAUAUGGCACAGCCAAGCUGGCCGCUCACAAGUACAUGGAAUUCGUCCACACGGAAUUUCCAACCUUGCGCGCGUUCACUCUGCUUCCCGGAGUUGUGCACACGGCUCUAAACGACCAAAAUGCCGAGUUUCUCCCCUUCGCCAAAGACCAGGCGGAGCAGACGGGAGGGUUGGCUUUGUAUCUGGCGCAGGAGAGGGCCAAUUACCUCCGCGGCUCGCUGACCAGCAUCAAUUGGGACAUUGAGGAGAUGGAGGCUCACAAGAAGGAGAUUGAACAGGACAAGGUCUUGCAAACCAAAUGGGUCACGGUCCUGCCAUGUAGCGGAGGCAGUGGGUUUGUCGACUGA
Exophiala xenobiotica is the source of this 948-nucleotide messenger RNA. RefSeq lists its product as uncharacterized. The transcript has 4 exons. Lineage: Eukaryota; Fungi; Ascomycota; Eurotiomycetes; Chaetothyriales; Herpotrichiellaceae. Gene Ontology annotation, molecular function: oxidoreductase activity, acting on the CH-OH group of donors, NAD or NADP as acceptor. The record is from RefSeq and is a predicted model, not a curated record. The coding region runs from base 1 to 948 and encodes 315 amino acids.